Molecule: messenger RNA, 1616 nt
Organism: Cyclopterus lumpus (lumpfish)
Lineage: Eukaryota; Metazoa; Chordata; Actinopteri; Perciformes; Cyclopteridae
Gene: fibpa
Product: fibroblast growth factor (acidic) intracellular binding protein a
Exons: 11
Coding region: 344-1417 (357 amino acids)
Biological process (GO): platelet aggregation
Cellular component (GO): nucleus
Molecular function (GO): fibroblast growth factor binding
Source: RefSeq, a predicted model, not a curated record
GUUAAGAAACCGGAAGUCCGUUUAGCACAACUGCGGUUGUUGACACCGAGCAUCCAUAGCAAUACAUUACGCUGCCAUUUGGUAGACGAUCGUGUUUCAAACCACGUGCGCUAACGUUCAUUUUAUCUCAGUUGAUCGUGUUGUUGUCUGGUUGCCGGUUAAGUCUCCGCUGAAGCUGCUCGCAUAGCUCGGAGAAAAAGCCAGCCUUUAAUGGAGGGAGUUUGCUAGGCGGCCAUGGCAAGAGGGUUUAAGUUCAGCCAAUAUAAUUUCACCGGUUACUUUACUUUUCAGCUUUGAUUGCAGUUCGGUGCUUGAAACGGGUCGGGGCAACACUCAUACCAAGAUGACAAUGGAGCUGGAUGUGUUCGUGGGUAACACCACCAUCAUGGACGAGGAGGUGUACCAGCUCUGGUUGGAUGGAUACACGGUGAACGAUGCAGUGAAGGUACGAAUGGAUGGAGGAGUGAUGGAGGAGUGUGAGGCGAGUGCAGAUGUUCUGCUGAGUGACACCAUGGACCAGUACAGGACUUUCCAGAUGUGUGAGCGUCUGCUGCACAGUCCAUCCAAACUAGGCAACCAGCUACUGUUCCAGAUCCCACCUCAUCGACAAGCCAUGCUCAUAGAGAGAUAUUACACCUUCGAUGAUGCAUUUGUCCGUGAGGUGCUGGGAAAGAAACUCUCCAAAGGAACCAAGAAAGACUUGGAUGAUAUUGGAGCCAAGACAGGUGUGACACUGAAGAGCUGCAGACGACAGUUUGACAACUUCAAACGUGUUUUUAAAGUUGUGGAAGAGCUGAAGGGACCCCUGGUGGAGAACAUCCGUCACCACUUUCUGCUUUCUGACAAGCUUGCGAGGGAUUAUGCUGCCAUUGUUUUCUUUGCCAACAAUCGCUUUGAGACGGGGAAAAGAAAGCUGCAAUAUCUCACAUUCCAGGACUUUGCUUUCUGUGCUGGGCAGCUUAUCAGCAACUGGACUGUUGGGGCUGUUGAUAACAUGGUGGAAGACAUGGACGUGGAUCUCGAUAAAGAGUUUUUACAAGAGCUGAAAGAACUUAAGGUUUUAAUCACAGACAAAGAUCUGCUGGAUCAACACAAAAGUUUGGUCUGUACAGCUCUCAGAGGAAAGACUAAAGCUUUUAAUGAGAUGGAGACUAAUUUUAAGAAUCUAUCCAGAGGCCUUGUCAACAUUGCCGCAAAGUUAACCAACACAAAGGAUGUCAGAGAUUUCUUCAUUGAUCUUGUGGAGAAGUUUAUUGAGCCGUGUCGUUCCGACCGAUGGACAGCUGCGGACAUUAGACUCUACCUUACUCACUACAACAACUCUGCACACAUACUUGACACAUUCAAACAUCAGGUUGUGUGGGACAGAUACAUGGGCGUUGUCAAAAGCUGUAUCUUCAAAAUGUAUCACGACUGAAGCAGUUUCUUCGCAGCUCACCCCUCAUUUCUCGACGCUUCUCCCUCUUUGGUUUUCUGCCCCCCCCCCUACAAAGCCAUUAUCUUAACCCUUCGGUUUGUUUCGUUUAGUCAGCGGUGAUUAAUUAAGCCCCAUUAUUGCACCUAUAACGUCUGUGCAGUGUCUGUACAUUUUGUUUGUAAAUAAAAUGAACAUAUUU